This is a messenger RNA of Ceratosolen solmsi marchali, 2843 nucleotides long. RefSeq names its product caskin-2. Gene Ontology annotation, cellular component: cytosol. The record is from RefSeq and is a predicted model, not a curated record. The transcript has 10 exons. Lineage: Eukaryota; Metazoa; Arthropoda; Insecta; Hymenoptera; Agaonidae. Gene Ontology annotation, molecular function: protein binding. The coding region runs from base 414 to 2702 and encodes 762 amino acids.
UCUCUCUCUGAUUAUCUAUCUAUCUGUCACGCUAUUAACCUCUCACCAAUAUCUUUCAUAUUUUCCUUCUUUUACUUUUUAGAAUCAAUCUUAUUCAAUAGGACAUUAGUAAAGAGUUAAUUAUUCGGCUGGGAAUUCAAUGCGCAUAGCUUCAUAGCAGACUGCGUAGAUGUGAGGUAUAGUGUAAAAUAAAUAGUAUUCAAAGCAAACGCUUGGUGUCGCUUUAGUCAGUUUAGGCCAAGAUGGCCACAAUGCGAUCAAUGAGACUCUCGAAUAAAUCGCGUAGUAAAUUACACUAUAUGCUAAAAUAAUCAACGAUUUUAAGACGCGGCUCCGGCGUCGGGGUGUAUCGAGGUGUAGCCGGAGACCAGGGUGGCCUGUGGUUUGCUCUUAAACCCGUAUAUAAAUGGACAAUGGGCAAGGACCAAGAGCUGCUCGAAGCAGCCAGGAAUGGCAAUGUAGCUGUCGUCGAAAAGAUACUCUGGCAGCGGGCGAAGAGGAGUGGUCCCUUAGCAAGUUUACGUCGAGGUCCAGGAGCUAAUGUGCAAGAUUCCAGUGGAUAUUCAGCGCUACAUCAUGCUGCGUUGAAUGGACAUAAAGACGUAGUGAAGUUGCUACUUCAUCACGAGGCUUCAACCAAUAUCGUCGAUGCUAAGGGCUCUUCUCCCCUUCAUUUAGCAGCAUGGUCUGGAAGUUCAGAAAUUGUGCGAUUAAUUUUGAGCCAAGGGCCUUCUAUACCAAAUGUCAACCUUACGACUAAGGACAAUGAAACGGCUUUGCAUUGCGCUGCACAAUAUGGACAUACGGAAGUAGUGGAACAACUGCUUCAAUAUAGAUGCGAUUCCAGUAUCCGUAACAAUCGUGGAGAAUCUGCCUUGGAUCUAGCUGCUCAAUAUGGCAGAUUAGAAACAGUGGAAUUAUUAGUUCGAACUCAUCCGGAGUUGAUCGAGUCUCUACGCAGUUCAUCAGCUUCUUUGAUUUUUCCACAUACACCUUUACAUUUGGCUUCACGAAAUGGGCAUCGUGCUUGUGUUGAAGUGCUUCUCGUGGCAGGGGUAUAUGUUAAUACCCGUACGUCAGCUGGUACAGCGAUGCAUGAAGCUGCACUUUGUGGCAAAAUGGAAGUUGUACGAACACUCCUUGAUCGAGGAGUCGACCUUACUAUCAAGGACUCUCGGGAUAAUACAGUACUUGAUUUACUUAGUCAAUUCCCAGCGCAUGUUACGCAAGAUAUAACUGCCGUGAUUAAAAAACAUCGCACAUCUUCCGGGAUCGAAAGCGAUGCUGACAGUGAACAUUUGCCGCCAAUUCCGGUUCAAAGUAAUGACUCUCUGGGUAGUCCAUAUGAAAACGUACAGUCCGGGGAUGAGUUUUCCCUGGAAGAAGGAUCUUCUCCAACUCGUUGGCAGAUAUACCACAAGCCUCGAGACAGUGAUAAUGGAGUUUCCGCAAAUUCUACUAUAGCUCUGGGCUCGGACAGCACUGCCUUGCCUAAUCUCUGCGAGGUACUACCCAUACCUAGUACGCUUAUGGAUACUAGGGAGAGCUGUGCUUCUGAAGACCAGCUAUCUUUAAUGCUCCCAGAGAAAUACUAUGGAGGAAAAGAAUCGGACCAAUUGAGUAUUUCCUCGUCAUCGAGCAUAGGAGGGCCGAGCUCACGUGAACGGCGCUGUUUGCCUGAUUCAUCGUCUUCCGGAAUUUAUCUACCAAUGACACCCCUCUCGAAUUCUCAAUACAGUUUAACUUCAAGUAAUAAGAUCUCGAACGGCGUUACGUUAUCGACUUUGCAACCUCCAAAAAAGCCACCACGACGCAAUCUCUCGGUUUCUCCAAUUCAUUUGCAGACUGAUAUGACAUAUUCGGCCGAAAGUCACAUCGUCCGUAAGGAUUAUGACUAUUUAUUCCUUGCACAUAGUGGCUCUUGUAAGUGGACUGAAGAAGAGCAAUCGCAAGAGCAUAAUAAAAUUUUGCGCCGCAUCUAUCAUAGAGCCGACCAAUAUGUCGAUAUGAAAUCGCAGGAGCAACAGCAAAAAGAGACUCAAGAAAAGUGCGUUGAGACUGAGUUUAGAGUGGAUACAUCCAUUACUUAUGUACUUGAAAAUAGACCCAUGCGAAUAACGAAUUCUGACAAGAAGUUACACAAGCAUAUGUAUGGACAUUCGAAAUACGAAAACUGCCACAUAGACAGCAUGCUUGUGGCGGAAAAUUCACCUAAAAGUAAAAAUGUCCACGAUCCAGAAGAGAUCUUCGUUUCUAAUGCUGUCCUUACGCUUAAAUCUUCGCAAGAGUGUUUAGUGGAAGAAAAAUUAAACCAUUCGAGAGAAUCACAGAUCAAAAUUUCUGAGAAAUACCUCAAAAGAAUGCAGAUAUUGCUCCCAACAAGUCCAACACAUUACAUUCAACCUCCGACCCCCGAUCAUCCACCACCCUCGGCCAUUCAAGCUGAAGAAUCCAUUCAUGAACGUAUUCGACCGCUCAGUCAGGUAUAUAAACGGCGUUCCCGUGAUAUGGAAACAGAAACGGAGGAAGAGCUGCUGCAGUUUCCAGCGAGUGACUCACUCAACGCCUCCAGCGGAUCACUCUCAUUGGCCUCCAUUUUUGAUAAGAGUAUGUCCACGGAUAACGUCGAAGAAUACUUCGGCGACAUGCCCUUCGCAGGUAAUCAACAACAGCAACAUCACACGCUUGGCUGCACCGCAUGACGCUUUUCUUCCACUCUGAUGUACUGAUUGCAUUUUCGUUUUAUUCCUUUUUUGUUUUCGCUGUUUAGGUUGUGACAUUACUAUCACAAUUCUAACAGGUGACCAUACGAUAAAUCUAUUCGUUAAUAAUUCUUAGCACAC